Messenger RNA from Mesocestoides corti, 1008 nucleotides. Lineage: Eukaryota; Metazoa; Platyhelminthes; Cestoda; Cyclophyllidea; Mesocestoididae. The record is from the annotation of a GenBank genome assembly.
GUUCCAGUUGAGAAGACUAAAAAAGAGCCAGUCUGUAGUCUGCUGACCCGAGACGGCACCACAAGUCCGGAUCCGCGUCUUGUCAAUAGUGCUCAGUGUGAAAUCGCCCUUAAUGCACUCUGCAUUUCUAUUGGGUACUUCUUAUGCGAGGCUGUUGGUGGUGGCUCACGGCCCGAAGCUAGGCCAUUCAUGGCCAGACUGUGCACUAGCGUGCGCAGUCUUCGUUCCGAGUUGGCUGCUUUGAGGGUUAGCAAGAUGGGUCUAUUCUUUGGUGUCUACCGCCUUACAACUGAGCUUUCUACUCCUUUCACGAAUCAGCGAUGGUUUUACCGCACGGUUGGUUACACUCCGGAUCGGCGACGUGUCGCGCUUGUUACCCUAGUCUUCUCCAUACUCUUUGCAAUCACACGCAACUUUAUGGUUUUCCCCUACUGGCUCUUUGUUUAUGUGAUCUACGGCACGCCAAAACACGCUGCGGCCCGCGAGCAGCUGCCCUACAUCGACGUACCAUUGUUCGCCACUUCCCUCACUUUAGACGUCCUCAAUAUUUACUGGGCCUUGACGGUCUACCCGAUCGGCUAUAAGGCCGCGUACAUGCUCUACAAGGCCGAUUGGCGAAGCGAUAUCGAUCGAGCUCGUGAUCGCAUACGCUGCCGCUUUCUCAGUGCACGACGGCGCGCCAUGAACACCAAGUUGAUUGCGUCACUUCAACGGAGUGCCUCGUUUAAUCGCAUCCACAAAGCGAUCCUGUCGCCGUCUCGAAUGUGGGAAGAGUGGUCGAUAUUCUCAGAGGGAUUAAGUGAGCCUGAACUAGACGCCGAGUCGACGUCAGGGCAGACGACGCCACUGAGACGCUUCUCUGACGGAGAUAGCGCUAGUGAAGAAGACUCUUCUGGUGGUGCUGUUUUCGAAGUACAACCAACUGCUAAUACCGACGAUAGUGAUGUGGAUGGGAUGACAUUAAAUUUUCGAGGAAGGAGGAAAAACCCACCCACACCGAUUGACUAG